Molecule: messenger RNA, 987 nt
Organism: Centruroides sculpturatus (bark scorpion)
Lineage: Eukaryota; Metazoa; Arthropoda; Arachnida; Scorpiones; Buthidae
Exons: 4
Coding region: 43-885 (280 amino acids)
Source: RefSeq, a predicted model, not a curated record
AUUUUCAGUUUCUUAAAACGCAGAAAAGUCAGUCUUGUAACAAUGUUAAGAAACGAAUACAUCGUAAAAAAAGUAAACGAAUCAAAUGCCAUAAUCAAUAACUUUAACCUUUUCGCUUCUUCUGUUAUAAUUUUUGCAAUCGUUUUCUUUCAAAUUAUAAAUAUUACCGUUUUCUUUCCUGCUGUAAAACAAGCAGAAAAAUAUCAGGGCGAAGCAUUAUUUUGUACUGUUGAAUUUGGGUUAGACUUCGCUUUAUUCGCUGGCUUAAUUGGUUACGGUUUAGUAAUGGUUGCAUUCGUGCUAACUCUAAUUGAAAUGGAAUUCAAACAACUCUUGGAAGAAUUUUCUGUAAUAAGAAGAAAUGAUCGAAAUGUAUGUUCGAAGUUGCAAUGUUUGAUGAUUCGUCACGAAGAACUCUGUGUAAUCGUCGAUCAAUUAAACACCAGAUUCAGUUUUCUUUUAAUGAGUAUUUAUGUUGCCAUCAUUUUCACCACAAGUUUUAUUUACUAUUCAUUCUUAUAUCUCGAUGUAAACGAUACAUUUCGUUUCGCAUUGCUGGCAGCACUCGUCUUAUUCGUUUUCGUCUCUAUCAUUACUUCCUUAUUAUUCUGCACCUUUGCAUUCAAUAUGCGAAAUGCCUUUCAGGAUAUCCGACAAUUUGCUAUCUGCAAUUUCUGUAUGGAAGAAAAAUUGAAAAUUCUAAAUUUUAUGAAAAGAUUUGGGAAAGUUUCUUUGUGUCUGACUAUUGGAGGAAUUUAUCCUGUGACAAAGCGAAUUCCUUUCAAAGUUGCAAGUAAUUUGAAUUCAUUUUUUUCGGCAUUUAUGAAACUUAGAGGUAUCUCGAAACAAGAAAGUAAAUGUUCUAACGUAACAAAAUGGCACUAAUCUGGUAAAAGCUUGCAUUCUGUAAAUUUAAUUUCCAAUAAACCUCUAUCUGUAUGCGAGAAAAAUUACGGUUAAAGCUUAGAAAUUACAUCGACAUUCUAA